AUGGACAAAAAACCAUUCAAAGUCAUCAUUGUGGGUGGCAGUAUUGCAGGGCUUUCCCUAGCCUUGAUGCUAGAGAGGAACGGCAUUGAUUUUGUCAUCCUUGAAGCAUACGGCAGCAUUGCACCUCAGGUCGGGGCUAGUUUUGGCGUUUUGCCAAACGGCUUUCGCAUUCUAGAUCAACUGGGUUGUUACGAGUCAGUUCUGGAGAAGGCAGAAUACCCUGUUGACACAUUCUGCUUCCGUGAUUCGCAAGGGAAAGCAUUCUGGACAUUUGAUAACUUUAACGAGACCUCCAUCGGAAGGCACGGCUAUCCUGUCGUCUUCCUCGAUCGACGAAUGUUGAUAGAAGUCCUCUAUGAAAAGAUCCAGGAUAAGUCCAAAGUGCUCACCUCUCAGCGGGUCCAGAGUAUUGAAAAUGGUACUUCGGGUGCCACAGUUACCACAACGACUGGUCAAACCUACACUGGAGAUAUCGUGAUCGGAGCAGACGGGAUCCAUUCCAAAGUCCGUCAAGAGAUGUGGAAAGCGGCCGAAAAGGUUGAUCCCACAUGGAUCGAUCCUACAGAGGAGUCUGCAUUGCCCGCAACUUACGCAUGCAUCUUCGGCAUUUCCAAGGGCGUGGAGGGAGUCGAGAAAGGUAUGCUGAGCUCGGUGUUUAAUGAGCAUUUCUCGUAUCUUAUUCCCAGCGGACCCGGGGACCUCACCUACUGGUUUCUCGUGCGGAAUAUGGGAAAGACGUACUAUGGUGCCGAUAUCCCUCGGUUCACCAAGGAGGAGGAAGAGGCAUUUGCAACGGAACAUCUCGAUGACCAGAUCACUCCUACGCUGAAAUUCUCCGCUCUGUACAAGAGCAAAAUUGCCUCGGCAUACACCAGUCUGCCAGACCACAAGUUUGAGCCCUUGACAGGCCAAGGUGGCAAUAAUGCAAUGGAAACCGCCGCAUCCCUCACGAAUCAUCUCGUUGCGGCCCUCAAAAACAGCCAGUCGGGCACGCUAUUGUCGACAGAGAUUUCCAAAAUCUUUGAGAGUGUCCAGCAGCAACGAGAAAAUCGUGCGUGGGGGUUGGUCAAAGCAUCCCAUAUCCGCCAGCGUCUGGAGUGCAUGGAAACGCCCUUGUUGAAGUUCAUGGCAAGAUAUGUGGUGCCACGUUUCUCCAGAUACCUUAUCUUCGGCAAAUGGAUCGACACGUAUUGUCCUGCAGUGUCCUUGGACAUGCUUCCACUGCCGCAUAGGCCUCGAGAAAUCCCAUAUUUCGACGAGCGCUUCAGAACGCCGUCGUCUCGGGGUGUCGUCAGCAUUGUGUUGUACGCUCUGUACUUCCUCUUGGCCUGGUUAGGCCAUCGUCAAUUGUCGACAGCAAUCAGGGAGAAUGGAACAAUUGGAUUUGUCCGCCAGGCCGUCAAGAGCCAGUCCAUCCUACUCCCAGGAGGACUGGAAGCUCCCCUUCGCCAGGUGUACACAGGGAUUGGACCUGUUGACCUCUUUUUGAAAGUCAUUGUAACAAUAUUCAUGCCAGCGAUCACCAAUUUCUCAACCCCGGAGCAGCCAUUUCAAGUUCUCUACUUCCUGGCUUCUAUGAUGCCGAUUAUCGCUAUCUGGACGGUUGAAGGGUUCCGACCAAGGAACCAAUGGACCCUUCUUGCCAUACCGAGUAUAUGGGCAGUUCUGUAUCAGAUGCGAGGAAUUGGGCUGAUUGCACCGCUCUAUUUCGCCUCAAGCACCUUUGUCUCCUCUCGGAUAUCAUACUUCUCCCCAAGUAGCCGCACUCUUUCUGAAUCCACUGCUCGAGCGAUACUACCUGCACUAGUACUGGGAUUCAUCGUGCCCACGAUCAUGCUGUUCUUCCCAUUGGCCAAUGCCUUGAGCACGCGACAGAUUUUCAUCGCACUGUGGCAGCCCGCUCCGAUAUAUGUGGUUAUCUUGACUCAGAUAUUCUCCUGCGUCAUCAAAUCGAUCAGUUCCAGCACACCGACCAAAACCGGUAGCGCUGCAUCGGAGAGCAAAUCCAAUCGGGACAUCCCACACUUGAAAACUCUCUAUGCUGUGGCUGGUGGUGUAGCUGCUUGUUUCCACGUGGCAUUGCUGCUGACCUGGGCCGCUUCGGGGACAAACUUUAUCACCAAGGCGUUCAUUCCAUCCGAUGCCUUCGCACAGGUGGAGACACUUGCAGACGGUGUCUUCGUGUUUUUCCAGAACGACUUCCUGCUUGUUGCAGCGGCAACUCUUCUGUGGUGUCUAGCUAGCGUAUGGGAUCUAUACCGCCUUGGGGUUUCUAAUGUCUCCUGGCAGGUGGCAAUGGCUGGUUUGAUUCUGGGUUCUCUGGCAAUUGGACCGGGUGCGACGGCGGCGGCUGUGUGGUAUUGGCGGGAGGAGGUAAUGAGUCGGACAUCUUUCCUCCGACAUGGCCCCGUCGCUAGCUCAAACAAGAGUAUUUGA
Penicillium griseofulvum is the source of this 2436-nucleotide messenger RNA. Its product is annotated as FAD-dependent oxidoreductase. The transcript has 5 exons. Gene Ontology annotation, molecular function: FAD binding. The coding region runs from base 1 to 2436 and encodes 811 amino acids. Lineage: Eukaryota; Fungi; Ascomycota; Eurotiomycetes; Eurotiales; Aspergillaceae. The record is from RefSeq and is a predicted model, not a curated record.